AUGGCUUGCACAGCCUGGUGGUCCCCAGCCAACCAGGACAGGUUUAUUUGCAUUUACCCCACUUAUUUAAAUACUAAGAAGACCACAGCGGAGGGGAGGCAGAUUUCCAUAAGUAAGGAAAACAAAAUGUACUCCAGAGAGUGGAACCGUGAUAUUCAGUACAGAGGCAGAGUCCAGGUUCAGCUCAAACAGGAAGAUGGCAGCCUCCGUCUUGUACAGUUCCUGUCACGUAAGUCAGUGAUGCUGUGUGUAGCAGAAAUGAUAACUAAGCUAAAAACAAGGACACAAAAAACAGGAGGUGCUGACCCAAGUCUUCAGUAG
Molecule: messenger RNA, 321 nt
Organism: Chionomys nivalis (European snow vole)
Lineage: Eukaryota; Metazoa; Chordata; Mammalia; Rodentia; Cricetidae
Product: signal recognition particle 19 kDa protein-like
Exons: 2
Coding region: 1-321 (106 amino acids)
Biological process (GO): SRP-dependent cotranslational protein targeting to membrane, signal sequence recognition; SRP-dependent cotranslational protein targeting to membrane
Cellular component (GO): signal recognition particle, endoplasmic reticulum targeting
Molecular function (GO): 7S RNA binding
Source: RefSeq, a predicted model, not a curated record